Messenger RNA from Rhododendron vialii, 1845 nucleotides. RefSeq names its product 2-oxoisovalerate dehydrogenase subunit alpha 2, mitochondrial-like. Lineage: Eukaryota; Viridiplantae; Streptophyta; Magnoliopsida; Ericales; Ericaceae. The record is from RefSeq and is a predicted model, not a curated record. Gene Ontology annotation, molecular function: oxidoreductase activity, acting on the aldehyde or oxo group of donors, disulfide as acceptor. Bases 206 to 1672 code for a protein of 488 amino acids. Gene Ontology annotation, biological process: branched-chain amino acid catabolic process. The transcript has 9 exons.
AAUUGUUCCCUUGUCACUUCAAUCAUCCUUAUCCACGAACCAAACAUAAAAGCUAUAUCAGUUAAAAAAAAAAAAGGAAAAAAAAAAAACACAUAAAAGCUAUCGAAAGAGUCUCUUCAUCAUCCUCCUAAUCAUCAGUCUGUAUAGGAGGAGUAUUUCUUUUUGCUCUUCCUUCCAUCUAUCAAACUGCUUGCAUCUUUAGGAUAUGGCUCUCAACACUGCAAGGUCAAGAAGCUUAAUACAUCAUCAUCUUCUGAAAUCAAAAUUGGCUUCUUUGGGUGCUGUGAUCAACCAAAAUUGUUGGGUUCCACACUUCACUGAUCACCAUCCUCCUCUGUCUCCUUCACGUCCAAUUCAUCACUAUCUCAGAAACCCAGAUGCAAUUCCCACCAACGACGCAAACCCUUUCCUAUCUUACCGUUUCAAGUUUACUCAAGCAGGCAAACGGUCCUUGGAUUUAAUCGGCAAUUCAACUGAUGACACCGGGGUCCUGAAUUUUCCCGGAGGAGAGGUUAAAUUCACCCCCGAAAUGAAGUUCAUACCACAAUCCUCUACAGAACGGAUACGUUGCUAUAGAGUUCUUGAUGACAAUGGUCAGCCAAUUACCAAUCGCAAUUUUGUUCAGAUCAGUGAGGAAGUUGCUGUAAAAAUGUACUCUGACAUGGCCACUCUUCAAGUCAUGGACACAAUAUUCUAUGAAGCACAAAGGCAAGGAAGGAUUUCUUUUUAUCUUACCACAAUUGGAGAGGAGGCCAUCAACAUUGCGUCUGCGGCGGCACUCCAUUUUGAUGACCUCAUCUUCCCUCAGUACAGAGAACCAGGAGUGUUAUUAUGGCGGGGAUUCACUCUUCAGGAAUUCGCAAAUCAAUGUUUUGGAAACAAAGCUGAUUAUGGAAAGGGCAGGCAGAUGCCUAUCCACUAUGGCUCCAGCAAACACAAUUACAUCACUGUUUCAUCAACGGUUGCUACACAACUUCCCCAUGCUGUUGGAGCUGCGUAUGCUUUGAAGAUGGAUGGACGAGAUGCAUGCACAGUCACCUAUUUUGGGGAUGGUGGCACCAGUGAGGGAGAUUUUCAUGCGGCUUUAAAUUUUGCGGCGGUUAUGGAGGCCCCAGUUAUUUUCAUCUGUCGGAACAACGGGUGGGCCAUCAGCACCCCUGUCUCAGACCAAUUUCGAAGUGAUGGUAUUGCUGUUAGAGGGCAGGCAUAUGGUGUUGGUAGCAUUCGUGUAGAUGGUAAUGAUGCUCUUGCCAUGUUUAGUGCAGUUGAAGCAGCACGUAGAAUAGCCAUCGAUGAGCAGAGACCUAUCUUGAUUGAGGCCCUAACAUAUAGAGCAGGACAUCACUCCACUUCGGAUGAUUCGACCAAAUAUCGACCAGCUGAAGAGAUCGAAUGGUGGAGAAUAGAGCAAGACCCUGUGUCCAGAUUUAGAAAGUGGAUUGAAAGUAAUGGAUGGUGGAGUGAUGAGGCCGAGUCCAAGCACCGAACCACUAUUAGGAAGCAGCUACUAGAUGCAAUUCAAGUUGCAGAGACAUCAGAGAAACCACCUAUUACAGAGCUUUUUGCAGAUGUCUAUGAUGUUCCUCCAUCCAACCUUUUUGAGCAAGAGAGAUCACUUAGAGAGACGAUGAAUAGACACCCGCAAGACUUCCCAUCUGACUUCCCAUUUUAGCUUCGUUUCCAUUUCAUUUGUCAAUUCGGUCACGUGUGGAUUUUUCUUUCUGUGGAAGCCCUAUGCCAUUAAAAUUGCUAUUUGCAUCAUGGCAAGGGAAAAUUAUGGAGAAUUUAAAAUUAUCACCAGGACUACUUCAAGUUAAAGCGGUUUCUGUUAUUCGCUUCAUGAAA